CUGAACGCUAUGUGCUGGAUAUGAAGACUGGAAAAUCUAAAAAGCCUAAAGAGCUAGAGUUGACUCCCACAUUGGUAAUCACUACAAGUGAUUCCAACCCCUUGGGUAUUCUCAGCCCCUCACUACCCACAGCAUCUCUUACACCAGCAUUCUUCUCCCAGACCCCCAUAUUGCUAACUCCAAAUGCCAUGCUCUCCAGCAUACACUUCUGGAGCACAUUAAGUCCUGUCGCUCCUCUCAGCCCAGCAAGAUUACAUGGUGCUAAUACCUUGUUCCAGUUUCCUUCUGCUUACAACAGCCAUGUUCCUCUCACAUUGUCAAGCUUCGACAGUCCAUCUACUCCAGGACCCUUUACUCCUGAUUUGCAAAAGUCCUAG
Molecule: messenger RNA, 377 nt
Organism: Staurois parvus
Lineage: Eukaryota; Metazoa; Chordata; Amphibia; Anura; Ranidae
Source: the annotation of a GenBank genome assembly